UCUUCAGGAGGUUGCGAAAUGAUUGUGAGAGCUUGCCGAGAAAUAGCAGUAUAUAGUUUUGACUGAGGCGGAAUCGAGGUCUCAGCAAUUAACUUUGGACAGCUUGUAUCUGAUGCAUAUUUAUCCCACGAUUCCGAACAAAAAGAGUCUAUUUCUGUGUGCAUGGUUAGCAGCCCUCAUGAGAUUUGCCAGUAUGGCAGUUCGCAUUCGCCGGACCGCUGAACAAGCCGAGCCGGAACCAAAGCCGGAACCGGAACCAGAACCAAAACCCAAACUCCAUUCAGCUUCCCAGGCUCCUCCCAUGACCCCUCCCACACACCACAACUAUGACAACAUGAAGAGCAAGUUCAUGAAUGAACUGGAGCACCUGCCACUCCCUAUGUGGGCGGUGGGGGCCAUCGUGGUGGUACUCCUGGCCCUUGUGGUCUGCUUCUUGUUCUGCGCCUUCAAGAAGUGUUUCGGCAAAAAGAGGAAGUCCAAGAAAGCCAGGGAGCGCAAGGGUUUAGCACGCCACCGCAAGAACGGAGAGGAAGGGGAGUUGGAGGGAGUGUCGAAGCAAGAAGAAAGUGAGACCAAGGAAGGAGAGGAGGAGAAAGAAGAACACGAACACCUGGGAAGACUGGAGUUUGCUCUGGACUACGACUUCACUGAAGCUCAGCUGAUAGUAAGCGUGCUGAAGGCUCAGGACCUGGCUGCUAUGGACAUCGGUGGCACCUCUGACCCAUAUGUGAAGGUCUACUUGCUUCCAGACAAGAAGAAGAAGUUCGAGACCAAAGUCCAGCGCAAAAACCUUUGCCCUGUGUUCAACGAGACCUUCACCUUUAAGAUCCCCUAUGCCGAAUUGGGUGGUAAGACCCUGGUUCUUCAAGUCUUUGACUUUGACCGUUUUGGUAAACAUGACGUGAUUGGCCAGAUAAAGAUCCCUAUGAGUAGUGUGGAUCUAGGGCAGCCCCUGCACCAGUGGAGAGACCUGGAGAAUGCAGAGAAGGAAGAGCAAGAGAAGUUGGGUGAUAUCUGUAUCUCUCUGCGUUAUGUUCCCACUGCUGGUAAACUUACUGUCAACAUUAUGGAGGCCAAAAACCUAAAAAAGAUGGAUGUGGGUGGUUUAUCAGAUCCUUUUGUGAAGAUUGUGUUGCUGCAUAAUGGCAAGCGCCUGAAGAAGAAAAGAACGACGGUUAAGAAAAAUACGCUGAAUCCAUAUUUCAAUGAGAGCUUCAGUUUUGAGAUCCCAUUCGAACAGAUACAGAAAGUCCAGCUCCUCAUCACUGUUUAUGAUUAUGACAAACUGGGGAGUAACGACCCCAUUGGCAAGACCUUCAUUGGCUACAGAGCAACUGGUGUUGGCCUACGUCAUUGGUCAGACAUGCUGGCCAAUCCGAGGCGUCCUGUGGCCCAGUGGCACACCCUCCAGCCUGAGGAGGAAGUGGAAGCUGUCCUCAAUGCACCCCAUCACUAAAAAUAACCAUCACUAUGUAAACCAGCAAAUAGUAAUUGUGUCUUGACCCAUAGCUUGCUUAUCAACCCUAACAUUCAGCCCAGCAUGUGGCCAGUGGUGAAUAUUUGUUAAUAUCCUGAGGUAUAAAGCUAUAAAUCUCAAUUAUACUGGCUAAUGACACACUAUGAUAUUAAACUUCGGUCAUCUAAUUUCUCCCUUUUUAGAAUAAAAAAAAAAACCCAUUGGUAUUUCUUCCACUCUUGAAGCUCUACAUUUAUGUGAGUUUUUCUGUUAUGUAUUGGUUGUAUUGAGUUGUUUUAUAUGACAGUAAAGUGUGAUGUCAGUUAAUUUUUUGUCAUGAUGACAUUCCGUGUGUACGUCAGACGCUGACCCUGUGUGGUGUUCUAAAUGAUUAAUUGAAGCUGUAGAUGUCUUAAAGAUGUAACAGAUGGAUCGCUGGAAAUUUUCUUAGUUUAGUGUCUAUAGAAGUGACAGUUCAUAGCCAACCAUCCUAGAUUUGUUUUCUUCAAAGUGGAUGCUAUGUGCUGAAUCAGUGUAUACUAAAACAAUAAAUAUUUAGAUUGAAAGUGCAACUAAAAGCUCUGUAUUCAAAACUGACUAUAUUUGAUUUUGUAAAAAAAUAUUUGGUUUAUAAAAGCUCAUAAAUUAUCUCACAGAGCUCCCAAAUUUAUGCUCUUCUGUUUGAAUGCCUUUAUUGUUAACUAGAGUGUUAACAUGGUGAAAUGCCUACAAUAAUCUCUCGAAACACUAUUGAUCAAAAACUAGAAAGUGACAUCUUGGUUUCUCUUUUAAUAUUCUCUAGUUUUUAGUUUAUUUUGUGUGUGUGUCUGCAUGCUGCAUGAAAGAUACAAAUAAAGCAAUUCAAUUCA
Messenger RNA from Electrophorus electricus (electric eel), 2325 nucleotides. It is a transcript of the gene syt5b, whose product is annotated as synaptotagmin Vb. The record is from RefSeq and is a predicted model, not a curated record. Gene Ontology annotation, cellular component: dense core granule; exocytic vesicle; axon. Gene Ontology annotation, biological process: calcium ion-regulated exocytosis of neurotransmitter; synaptic vesicle endocytosis. Gene Ontology annotation, molecular function: clathrin binding; SNARE binding; calcium ion binding. NCBI's taxonomy places the organism in Eukaryota, Metazoa, Chordata, Actinopteri, Gymnotiformes, Gymnotidae.